AUUUUUCUUCUAAUAAAUCUUCCCAUCCAAGGAUAGAAUUAAUACAGAAACUUCUGAUAUAUUAUUUAGAUCUAGUGUCUGUAAUUGGUGUUUACCACUGCUCAAAAGGCCUGGCCAAGUCACAGGAGAAUUCUUGCCCUGAGCUGAUGACCAGUCAUAGUCAUUUUUAUUUGUGAAUGAACUAACUGAGGAAAAAUUCUAUGAAAGGUGCUUUGUGUAAAGUGUUUUUUCUUUUUUUAAUAUCCUGUCACAGUGGAACUGGAAGUGCUUCAAUUCAGUUAUUGGCUUUUGGCUUCUGAGAAUCAGCAUUCUAAGGCUGGACAGGGUUCCGUUUGCAAAACGGUUAUUCAGCACUCAACUGACCUACUGAAAGUGAAGACCAUGACACAUAAAAUACACAAAGGAAAACUGAAGAGUUACAAUUUCUCCAAGAGACAUCCUCAAUGCUUGCCAUCAGUUGUCAGUUCUAGAUAUCAGAAGAAGAGUACCAUGUCUCUACUCCACUUCCUUUGGACCCUCCAUGAAGCAUCUGUUAAGGGGAAAAAAUUAAGAUGGCAGUUAAAAAAACAAACCAACCAACCUAUAAGUAAGAAAGAAAAGGCUCCCAAUCUAGAUUCAUGUCUUAAAGCUAUAAAUAGUGCAUAAACAGUGGCUUUCAUUGUAGCUUUUAUGAAUAGUAAAUAUUAAUAGUACAAUAAAUUUUUUAUAUGCAUGAGCCACUUAUUCUUGAUGGAGAGGACACACUUAAAUGUGUCACCAAGAUUUCUUGCCCAGUUGCAGAGGCAGAAGUCUAAUCUUCAAGUGAGCAACACCGUGACAGGUAUUUGGUGCAGUUGUUCAUGCCUGAUAGUAGCUAGGUUCUGGGUUAAAGUAAUAAAACACUCCAUCAUAUGGUAAGAUGUCCUGUUAGCCAUAGUUUGUUUCCACUAUAGUUCCUGACUUAGCAUUUUUACGUUAGCAUUUUCUUGAAAGUUCAAAUCUCAGCACCAAAAUCUACUGGUAAAACAUCCUGACUAGUGGAAGAAACAUAGGGGAAGUGAACUGUGGAGCCAGUUUGGAAUGAGACUUGUAUUACUUCAAAUAUGGAGGACAGAGAACCUCUCUUGGACUUAGGCCUGGUCUACACCAAGAAGUCUUUCUUAUCUUCUGUCUGGACUGGCAUAUUGUGGAACUUGAGGGAAAAAAACAGAUUAGCAGGUGCUCCCGCUCCAGUGAUAUAUGAAACACAGAGACCAGUUAAGCGGAAGCUUACAAAGGACAUAACCUGUCUGAAAGAUUUUAUGAAAGAUCCCAAAAGAGAGGAACCUCUAGUUGGUUUAGAACAUGUGGUUGAAAUCAGAUUUGAAGGGAGGAGAGAACCGCAUUAUGAAUGCAAACUGUGUGAAUUUAACACAGAGAUGGCACCUAUGAUAGAACAUCUCAGUGGCUAUAAACACAGAAGAGCAUAUAUUUCUAAAGAAUUUCCAGAUAAAAUGAAGAAAAACACACCAGGCGUGAAAGAGGACAAAGUCUCAUUUCUCAGACGGAUAGCAAGAGAGAUAGAAAAGGCUGAAGGUUUAAAAAUGUAUAAGACUGAAGGUUAUACAAGACCCAGUAUAUCUUCCUCCUCAUCAAAGAAAAAAUCAAGGUGGGAAGAUGAUUACAAGCCUGAGAAUGAUCCAGUUCGAAAGCAGAAAGCUCUAGAAUACUUGGAAACUUUUCAGGUCACCUCAGACACAGAAGCAACUCUGGUAGUUAGUAUUACACAAGAUCUGACAGAAGCUUUGAAGACCUUUUGUAAAAAGAAAGCAGCUGUCAAUUAUGCCAGCAGCCUGAGGCCACUGAUGUCAAUAUCUCAAGAUGAGCUUUCAGCAGGAAGAAACAUCCAGAAACCAUACAAGUCUUUUGAAAAUUACAAAGGCAAUUCAGGAAAUACUAAGUGGAAUCAAGAUUUUUCAUCUCAAAGACCUGAACAGGCACAAUUUACAUCACAGUUGGAUGCAAACACUUCAUUCACCACUGCCAGUUCAUACAGUUACCAAACAAGUGAUGGAUCAUCCUCAUAUGGACUAAGACCUAAUGAUUCUGCAACAAUGGCUGCACUCAGUAAUUCAUUUGCCCUUCAGACGGGAGGCUUUGCUACUGGAAUCAAUGAAUGGUUGAAGCAAUUCAAUCAAUCUGCUUCUGUAUCCUCCCAGUCCACUUCAGUUGGAGGCACCUCUCCCUACUUCAGAUAUUCAGGGAGUGGGUAUUCAACAGAAUACAAGUCUAAUAGUGCCCAAGGAAACAAAACUACAGCACCUGUUAACAGAAUGUCUUAUGGUGUUGGAGGUACAAAUUGGAAGAGUCAGAGAGCAUUUACAAAUACAAGGAAUUUACCUGACCAGAGAUCAUCCUAUUCUGCUUCCUCUGCUACAUAUCCUUCAUCUGGAGGAUAUUCGACAAACUGUCCUUUACAAGGCUGUUCAUCUUACUACAGAGGUGGGUCUUCAAAUUCCGCUUCUUCAUCAAGAGGUGGUUCUAGUUGGUCAGAAGAAUCGAGAUAUCAGAAAUCAAAUUUCAAGACUGAUUCAGCCUCAUUUCGUUCCUCCUCUUCUGUCCACAAUUCAUACAAAGAUUACCAACAACAAAACAGAGAGUCAGAUAAGAUGUUUGAUGAAGAUGCCAGUGGUCUUACUCCCAACAUUCUGCAUAGACUUCAAGGAAAGGAUGUACCUACAAUGACCAGAAUGCUCCGGCAGCUGACUCCAUAUUAUCCAGCACUUCAAAAAAUCAAUAUUGAAACAUUAGUCAAAGCAUUAAUUGAAACUAGAGAAAUAAAUUAAGAAGAUAAAACAGCUGAAUUGGAACUGAUGAACAGAACACUGGAGAAUCUUCACUUCAAGUUUUUUAGGAAACAAACUCAACAAUUUAAUUUUGGAUGUGGUUUCUUUUUGCUUUGUUUUUGUUUUUUGUGGAAGGGGAUAGGGUUUAUGUUUUUAGUACAGUAAAAAUGUAGAUGGAGCACAAAUUAUUGUCAUGGAGAUGAAUAUGCUGUUCAUGUAUUUUUAUGCAUUUGUUAAAUAUUUUUAGUAGAUUUCACUGGAAACUCUUGGUUUUUGAGGGGCUGGUUAAUAUUAAUCACCUUUUUCAAAAAAAGUUUUUGUAUGUUGUAAUCCAUUUAGGAAGAAUAUUCACUGAAAAUAGUUCCAUUGCAUGAAAAAUACAGAAAUGCAUUACUUAACUUAUAAACCAAUGGCCAGUUCUUCUAAUUUUAGACUUUAUAAUGAGUUAGGAUACUUUUUAGAAGUGACUAUACUGAAUUUCUUUUUGGAACACAUUAAAAUGAUGGGCCCUAAACAAAAUGUUUCUCCUCCUGUGGACUCAAAAUGUGCUCUUAAAUAAGAAAAUGCAAACACUUGUUAGUGGAAAAACUUAACCAAUUUUAUUUUUAAAUUGUAAAAAUGCACACAAAUAUGGAAAUACAACCAGAAUUCUAUUGUAUAGAAUAGCAUUCUGCAUUUCCAGUGUUGAUUUGUAAAAAAAAAAAUAAUAAUAAUAAUAAU
Molecule: messenger RNA, 3524 nt
Organism: Gopherus flavomarginatus (Mexican gopher tortoise)
Lineage: Eukaryota; Metazoa; Chordata; Testudines; Testudinidae
Exons: 14
Coding region: 1083-2804 (573 amino acids)
Cellular component (GO): precatalytic spliceosome
Molecular function (GO): single-stranded RNA binding; zinc ion binding; double-stranded RNA binding
Source: RefSeq, a predicted model, not a curated record